Amaranthus tricolor (Joseph's coat) is the source of this 3079-nucleotide messenger RNA. RefSeq names its product ADP-ribosylation factor GTPase-activating protein AGD1-like. Gene Ontology annotation, molecular function: GTPase activator activity; protein binding. NCBI's taxonomy places the organism in Eukaryota, Viridiplantae, Streptophyta, Magnoliopsida, Caryophyllales, Amaranthaceae. Gene Ontology annotation, cellular component: cytoplasm. The coding region runs from base 523 to 2739 and encodes 738 amino acids. The record is from RefSeq and is a predicted model, not a curated record. The transcript has 18 exons.
AUCAGUGUUCAACCCAGAUCCCAAAUGAGUGUUCCACCCAUUGUAUAGUGUCAAAUGUCAAUCUAUAUCAACCCGCCAAUGCCCAAACAGUUGAUCAUCCGCUUUUUGUUCAAUUUUAGAUUAACAAAGCCAGUAUGCUUCUCAAUCAUUCCAAAUAGCCAAAUAAAUUUGGUUGGCAAUUGACAUUGAUAUUUAUGGCAAUUGGUGCGUGGGACUUGUAGCUUUGUAGGUAUUCAAUUCUACUCUACAGACAACCCAAAAAAGGAAAAUUUCAAAAUCAUAAAUUAAGGGAAUUUCAAAAUCUGCACAUUCUAAACUUGCUGCGCAGCAAUGGCAUGAAAGAUUGAUAUUGCAUUGUAAAUGGUUUUUAAGGAUAACUCAAUGUGCUAAAUUUUGUGUAUUUCAAGAAUUGGGGAAGGGCUUGGGGAGGGCUAUGAAGGAGAUGUUGCUUUUGCAAGUGCUCUUGAUACCUUUGCUGGAGGGAAUAAUGAUCCUUUAGCUAUUUUAUUUGGAGGUCCUGCCAUGGCAAAAUUUACUGUCACCUUAAGAGAGAUUGGUACGUACAAGGAAGUUCUUCGAUCACAGGUGGAGAACAUAUUGAAUGUUAAGCUGCUACAAUUUGUCAAUGCCGAUCUGCACGAUGUCAAGGAAGCUCGUAAGCGCUUGGAUAAGGCUGCAACCAUGUAUGAUCAGGCUCGUGAGAAGGUUUUAUCGCUGAAAAAAAGUGCUAGGAAGGAUACAGUUGCUAUUAUAGAGGAGGAACUUCAUGCUGCAAGAGCUUUCUAUGACCAAGCACGUUUCAAUUUGGUUACUGCUCUUUUACAUGUGGAAGCAAAAACGCAUUACGAGUUUUUGGAAGCUGUGAGCCGCUCAAUGGAUGCACAUCUACAUUACUUUAAACAGGGUUACGAGUUGUUGCUUCAGAUGGAACCUUAUAUGAAGCAGAUUCUUGACUAUGCAAAGCAAUCAAAACAAAGUUCCAACAAUGAGCUCACGUCUCUAAAUGAAAAGAUAAAAGAAUACAAAAGACAGAUCGAUCAGCAAAAUAGGCAGUCUGUCAAUGGCUCAUCUGAUAUUCCUGGAGUAGAUUGUUCACUACCUUUUUCCAAAGGCACUGAUAAAGCAAUUGAAGAAGUUAUGCAUUCUUCUACAAAUGGAAAGAUACAAACCAUUCAACAAGGAUACCUGUUUAAGCGUUCUUCUAAUUUGAGGGCGCACUGGAAACGAAGGUUUUUUGUUCUGGAUAGUCGUGGGAUUUUGUACUAUUAUCGAAAGCCACGAAGCAAGGCUUCAAUUGGAAACAGUAGGUUUUCUGGUCCACUUCAUGGUUCUGUUGAGUCUGGGUCAGCACUUGGCCUAUGGAUUUCUUCUCAUUACAAUAAUGUUACGAUUAACGAAGAAAAAUCUGUGGCACGUCACACCGUCAACCUGCUAACAUCAACAAUAAAGCUUGAUGAUGAGCAGUCAGAUAUGAGAUUUUGCUUCAGGAUCAUCUCGCCUGUGAAAACCUACACCUUACAGGCAGAGAAUGCUGCAGAUCAGAUGGAGUGGGUUGAAAAGAUAAGAGGAGUAAUUGCUUCAUUGUUGAUAUUACAAGCUGUUGAUGGGGAUCCAACUGCUAUGACAGACUCUGGUUCCUCUGAAUGUUCUUCCAUUGUCAAUCCAUCAGUCACUGAAGAAGUUUCUUCAAAUACUUCUGGGCAUAGUUACCAGCAGCAAAGACAUUGUGUGAGAGUUGAGAAACCUAUCGAGCUUUUGAAAAAGGUGGAUGGUAAUGAGAGAUGUGCUGAUUGUGGUGCUCCUGGACCUGACUGGGCUUCUUUAAACCUUGGUAUACUCAUUUGCAUAGAAUGUUCUGGUGUACACCGCAAUCUUGGUGUUCAUAUAUCAAAGGUAAGGUCUUUGACACUGGAUGUAAGAGUGUGGGAGCCUUCUGUUAUAUCUUUGUUUCAAUCCGUAGGUAAUGUGUAUGCAAAUUCAGUCUGGGAAGAAUUUUUGCAUGCUGAAAACUUUUCUGAAGAAGAUGAACGACCAAUAAUCUUCCCAAAGUCCGAACAACACAAACCGGCAUUUAUGAAAAAGCCUACACACAAUGAUCCUAUUGCAGUAAAAGAGUUAUUCAUUCAUGCAAAGUAUGAAGAAAAAGUUUUUGUUCGCAAGAAAAAGGCAAAUCAGACCGCCUUAUCUGUGUCGCAGGAAAUGUGGGAGAGUGUUUGUGCCAAUGAUAAGAAAGCAGUUUAUCACCUCAUUAUAUGCUCUGAAGCAGAUGUUAAUUCCAUGCAUAGACAACCGUCUACUGCAAAAUCAUUUUUUAUGUCGAGAGUCAAAGAUUCAGAUGAAGCUCCCCUCAUCCACGAUGCUGAUAGAGGAAGAGAAAUAUCUCUUGAGAGGACUGCCUCGAGGUCAUGGAGCUCACUAGCUAAGGGAAAAGAUCCAUUUCGAGAAAGUUGUUUUGAUGGAUGUACUCUGCUUCACUUGGCCUGUCAAUGUACUGAUGUAGGCAUGGUGGAAUUGCUCUUACAGUAUGGUGCAAACAUGGAUGUGGCUGAUUCAAGAGGUCAAACACCACUUCAUUAUUGCAUUACAGAACAGAAAGCCGAUAUUGCAAAAGUACUUCUCAUGAGGGGAGCCAAGGGAAAGACCAUUGACAAGGAAGGCAAAUCGGCAAUGCAAUUGGCUGUGGAUUUGAAACUAAAUGACAAUGAGGUUAUGAGUCUUUUGAAAGUUUGUUGCAGCUAGAGAUUAGUGAGUGACAAAUGGAUUUAGGAAUAUGAAAAUAGAGGUACACCGUAUACUCCCCCCUUGGACGCUUGGAUGUAUAAGCUUUAUCCUGAGUGUUUAAGAGAUGCAGCAUAUUGUAUCCUUCCCUGAAAUUCAUAUGUAGUAUUUCAAAAAUGUAUAGCUCCCAAUCCAUCAUGUAUUAUAAUGCCCCUCUACUUUCCUUUUACUAUUUUCAAGUGAUAGCUUGUACAUUCUUGUAGCUAUAUUGAUUUCAUUCUCGGCUUUUCACCGGCUAUCUAUGUGUUAUACUCUUGAUCCAAAUUGGAAUGUAUCUGUUUGAUUGAUGAUGAACUGACAA